UCAAUUAACAAACUCCUACCUACGACUCCUCCUCGUAUACAUCUAACGACUACUACGAACGAACCUAUUGAAUUGCUCUCAUCUCCAGUCUUCAUGGACAAUAUCUCAUCAUCAUCAGCUGCUUCUCAGUUUCGUCCCCAUCACUCUCCCUGGCUUCACAACACCUUAGCAGAGGUGGAUGCUAAGUUGAAGACAAUCAUGAAGCUGGUCGAGGACGACGGCGAAACAUUCGCGAAGAGAGCCGAAAUGUACUACCAAAACAAACCUCAACUCCUCGACCUCGUCCAAGACCUCCACAAAUCCUACACCGUCCUAGCCGAAAACCACGACCACCACCUCUCAACUCACCAUCACCAUCGCGUCCAAAACUCCGACACCGUCGUCGUCCUCCUCGAAACCGCCGCCGCCGACAAGGAACCCCCCUCGGACUCGCCCCCAAUCCUUAAAAACCCCGAAGAAGACUACAGCAUCGUUAAAGCCGCCUCCCCGGACAGCGAUGACGGCGGCGAAGCGGAGGAGGCGGCGUCGUUUUGGGACGCGAUGAAGGUCGUGAGGGAUAACGAGAGCGUUUUGGCGUCGUUUUUGAGGAAGUACGAGGAACAGCGGGCGGAGAUUGGGAGGCUGAAGAGUGAGAUUAGGGUUACGAGGCGUUUGCUUGAUGUGGAGAGAGCUGAGAAGCAGCAGGGAAGGGGGAAAGGGGGUUCCAAAUUUAAGAAAGCUUUUCGUAGAUUGCUUUGUUAAUUAAGUUACAGGGAUUUUUUAAUGCUCAGUACUUUUUUUUUUAAAUGUGUAUAAACUGUGUUUAGUUGAUUUUUAAUUAUU
Ipomoea triloba (trilobed morning glory) is the source of this 822-nucleotide messenger RNA. Its product is annotated as protein NETWORKED 3C-like. The record is from RefSeq and is a predicted model, not a curated record. Bases 94 to 741 code for a protein of 215 amino acids. Gene Ontology annotation, molecular function: actin binding. The transcript is spliced from 2 exons. Lineage: Eukaryota; Viridiplantae; Streptophyta; Magnoliopsida; Solanales; Convolvulaceae.